CCCCGUGUGCUUCCGCUGCUCCGAAGUUGUGGUAGUUUUCUCUCAGGUCUGCCCGAUGAGUUCACUUCAUUUAGAAAGUUUGAGAGCGCGAUGAGCGGACAGACGGUCCCCGCGGACUUCACCGGUCACAUGUUGGACCUGGACGAGGACGAAGACCUGGAGGUUUUCAGCAAGAACACAUCCCUGGCAGAUGGAAGCUCCAUGCCCAACUCUCCCAGCUCCAUGGUCAACCAGUACAGACUGGAGGAGGAUGAGGAAGGGCAGCAGGACACUAACACCAAAGACAUCUUCAUCACUGUCGACAACCCGGAGAGCCAUGUCACUGCCAUCGAGACCUUCAUCAUGUACAGGGUCCUGACCAAGACUACGCGGAGUGAGUUUGACUCCAGUGAGUAUGAGGUACUCCGACGCUACCAGGACUUCUUGUGGCUCAGGAGCAGACUGGAGGAAAACCACCCGACACUCAUUGUCCACCCGCUGCCGGAGAAGUUUGUGAUGAAAGGCAUGGUGGAACGAUUCAACGACGACUUCAUCGAGACCAGGAGGAAAGCUCUGCACCGUUUCCUCAACAAGAUCUCUGAGCAUCCCAUCCUGUCCUUCAGCCAGCACUUCAACGUCUUCCUCACCGCACAGGAGCUGACGUCCCACAAGAAACAGGGUCCAGGCUUCUUGAGCAGGAUGGGAGAAACGGUGAGGUCAGUGGCCAACUCGGUACGAGGCCUGAAGAGCCGCCCAGAGGAGUUCACUUUUAUGCAGGAGUAUGUGGAGGACUUCAGCAACAAGAUCUGUUCUGUGGACAAAGUCACCCAGAGGAUUAUCAAAGAACAGAGAGAGUAUCUGGAUGAGCUGAAGCAGUAUGGCCCCGUGUAUGUCCAGUGGGCAGGGUCAGAGGGGGACUUGGGGGAACCCUUGAAGGCCGUGGCCAGCUGUGUGGAACGCUGCAGUAAGGAAACCGAAGAGAACAACCAGCAUCUGUCUGAGGUCCUGGCCCCUGCCCUGCACGAGUACAUCCUGUGUGCUGAGACACUGAAGACUGUGAUGAGACGCAGAGACAACGUCCAGGCUGAGUUUGAAGCCAAGAAUGAGGCUCUGGCUUCCAGAAAAGGUGAACAAGAGGAACUGCAGGAUGAGGUGGAUGGUCUGUCCGACCGGAUGGAGAUGGCUAAUGAUGCCUUGAAGGGAGACUGGUUCCGCUGGAAGAACAGCAUGAGAACUGACCUCAGAUCAGCCUUUAUUUCCACCGCAGAGAAGAACGUGGACUACUAUGAGAAGUGCCUGGCUGUGUGGGAGUCAUUCCUCCUGUCGCAGAGAGUGGAACCUAGUGAGCAGCGAGAUGGGGAAGAUGUUUCCUAAAGUGUGGAAGAAAAUCUAGUUCCUGUCCUGUUUAUCCACCAGAACCUCCAAAGUACAGACUUUGAACCAAUGUCCACUUAUGCAAAUAUGCAUCAUGUACGAAACAAGCACUCUCUCUCUCUUUCUCUCUCUCUCUUUCUCUCUGGCCAAAGAGUUAAAUCCUAGUUUAACCAUUCCAGUGAUAAUUGGACAUCACGAAAAAAACAAAAAAUACACACUGUGAUCUAAAGUACCAAACAUAUUCCUGUUUACAAUGUGUAUGGCCAAAAAUUAAAAGAAGACUCUUGGCUCUUCUGACUCCACUUUGCUGUGUUUGUGGUGAUGCAUCUUUGAUACAAACUACAAACAACAUAGUGCCACUUUGAAACAUUUCCCUCCAAUGUGGAAGAUGAAGAACUGUGUCUCAUUGAUGUCUCCUUUCUUCUGCUUCUUUUUUGGGCACAAGCCAAAAGAUCUGAACGUGAAAUUAAGAAGUCCCGCUCUCAACCUAAAAGAGCGUGCUUUAGGUAAACUAUGGUGCAAGUUCCAUCACAGAAGAGUCUAAAAGUUCCAAAGUAAUGUGAAAUGUGUGGGUUUGAAAACCAUAGAUAGAAGUGAGGCUGUUUGAAGUAUGAAUAAACAGAAUGUGAGUUCAACAAUAUAAUUUACCAUUAUGUUACAUUGGUUGGGUUGAAAUUUUAAGUUUGUGCUCAUUUGUUCAAACUUGGUUUUAAUGACGAAUUGACAGCACUAAUGUACUCAUUCUAAAAUCCAGGCUUCAAAAGAAAGCCCCAAUAAUUGUGACACAGCUAUUGAUACAAUUGUACUGCAUCAAUAAUACCAAUGAAACCGAACCACGUGACUGAUCAUGAUCUUUCUAACAAUAUUAUAGCAUUUGUUUUAGACACAACCACCGUUUUUUCUUAAAGUCUUAAACGGGUUACUCUCAUGGAGUUAGUAGCAUAGUUCCAGGGGACUUGUCUGUGUUCUCGAUCUUGGGAACCACAACUUCAUUCAAUGUCCCCUUUUCUUGAUUUUUCACCAUUGAUGUUUUUGUCUGUGAACUGUUCUCCAGACAGUAGCUUCAUUAAACCAGAAUUCUGUGCGUCUUUGAAACUUGAUUCUAGCGAGACUCACGGCGUAUAGACGCAUCACAUGUCAAGAUCAGACAGCAUUGUAUCGGUCCAACCUGACAGACUGUCAAGGAUGAAAAUGAGCGUCAGACAUGGCAGUUUGUCAUUUUAUCCAGUGCGGAGUGUCACAGUGGAAAACAGUCAACGCAGCAUGAGAGACAAGGCACGACAACCUAACAAAAAACCAGCAUGUCAGAAUUUCCUACCUUUUCAAAUUAUUUUGACAACCCCUAUGACAGUUUCUAUGACAUCAACCAACAGGUGGAAUAAUGUGACAGCCUUACACGUGUCCCCAUGUGUUUGCGCUGGAAAACCACUAAUAGAAACUACUGGAGAUGGAAAAACUGCACAGGGAUAUAGUCUGGGUGUGCAAGUGCUUAUGUUUGUACUGCACGGCAUGUGUUCACAUACUGUAUGUUGGCCCAAACAGUCUUGCCGACAUGUGCAGAUGACAGUAUCUACAUCACACAGACCCUCACUGCCAUGCAGAGGCAGGAGAUUUGAGUUUGGUUAGUGUUCUACGUGAAGUCUGCCAUGUCUUUCAUCCACAGCAACUAUUUAGCAUCCCAUAAUCUGCCACAGUGACCAAGUAAAAUCAAACCUUCAAUGAACACGCUGGUCAGUGACUGAAUGGUCUUGGGCUGUUAUGUGGGUUUUUCAAUUAUCAUGGCCUCUGAAGCGGAUCCAGCCAGUGCAGAUUCAUGCACCAAAAGAUAAAACACAUCACUUGUAGUGCAGGUGACAUCAGUUACUCUUCCUUUUAGGUUAACAUGUGAGAUCAGAAUGGUAUAAAUAACACACAGUACUACUGAUCUGCUCCAUUCUAACAGAAGCUGUAAGUGCCUAAUGAAAUUCUUACAUGAAUGUUUGCUUGUUUGUGCCAAUUGAGAUUUCACGUUUACAUGUCUGAUGAAGACUGUGGCUUUUUGCAAUGUCGUUGUAAUAGAAUGAUCUGUUUUAUACUUUUAUUUUUGUCUUAUCUCUUUUUCUCUCACUCUUCUUUUGCUUUUAUCAUCGAAUAUGUGAAAAAGUAUUUUAUGAGAUGUUGACAUAAUAAUAAAGACUGAUCACACCCUG
Hippoglossus stenolepis (Pacific halibut) is the source of this 3542-nucleotide messenger RNA. RefSeq names its product sorting nexin 7 (gene snx7). NCBI's taxonomy places the organism in Eukaryota, Metazoa, Chordata, Actinopteri, Pleuronectiformes, Pleuronectidae. Gene Ontology annotation, molecular function: phosphatidylinositol binding. The transcript has 9 exons. Bases 91 to 1353 code for a protein of 420 amino acids. The record is from RefSeq and is a predicted model, not a curated record.